GCUUCAGCGUCAAAACGUAGACGCACGAGCAGAUCCUGGAUACUCGCACACAGGUUGAGAAGGUAAAUACAAAAGACUCAAGACUUCGGCGCCUUCAUAUCAGAAACCAAGAGGAGUAUUAAGUAACUGAGAGCUCCUAAGAACAAGCACAACCAAGAACCGGUCACCUCAUUCCGCAUUAACCAUGGUGGACAAAUUGGCCUCUUUUGGACAUGCACUGCUGCGCCGUCGUGCGCUGGACUGCUCUGGUGAGGAAACGCGGUUCGCUCGGUGUCUGUCCACUCUAGAUCUGGUGGCGCUCGGCGUGGGCUCCACACUUGGCGCUGGAGUGUAUGUGCUGGCUGGGGAGGUUGCGAGAGAGAAGGCAGGUCCUGCUAUCAUCUUAUGUUUCCUUGUGGCUGCACUUUCCUCCAUGCUGGCCGGACUGUGCUAUGCAGAGUUCGGCGCACGAGUCCCUAAGACUGGGUCUGCGUACUUGUACAGCUAUGUGACAGUGGGAGAAAUCUGGGCCUUCAUCACUGGUUGGAACCUCAUCCUCUCUUACGUUAUAGGUACAGCUAGUGUGGCAAGAGCAUGGAGCUCUACAUUCGAUAACCUGGUCGAGCAGAAGAUCUCUAACUUCUUCAGGGCGUCUAUGGCCAUGAAGGUUCCUGGGAAAGUUCUUGCAGAAUAUCCAGACCUGUUUGCCCUCAUUCUCAUCCUGCUACUGACUGGACUGCUUGCUUUUGGUGUAAGCGAGUCUGCUCUGGUGAACAAGAUCUUCACUGGGAUCAACCUGAUAGUGCUGGGCUUUGUCAUCAUCUCCGGCUUCGUCAAAGGCAACACCGCCAACUGGAACCUCACAUAUGAGGACUUUGUCAACGAUACGAAUAUCACCGAACCAGAAUGGGUUGAAAGCACAUUUGGAAGCGGAGGUUUCGCGCCGUUUGGCUUCAGCGGCAUCUUAUCUGGCGCAGCCACCUGUUUCUACGCCUUUGUGGGCUUUGAUUGCAUUGCUACAACAAGUGAGGAAGCCAAGAACCCCAUGCGUUCCAUCCCUGUGGGCAUUGUGGCCUCUCUGCUCAUUUGCUUCUUUGCUUACUUUGGUGUGUCAGCUGCUCUUACGCUCAUGAUGCCCUACUACAAACUCAACACCCAGAGUCCCCUGCCCGAGGCCUUCAGUUACGUGGGCUGGGCACCGGCACGCUAUAUCGUGGCCGUUGGUUCACUCUGUGCCCUUUCGACAAGCUUGUUAGGCUCCAUGUUCCCCAUGCCUCGAGUGAUCUACGCUAUGGCAGAGGACGGGCUGCUCUUCCGUUCCCUCUCUAGGAUGAACAAGAAAACCAAAACUCCACUGCUGGCGACUAUUGCGUCUGGAAUAGUGGCAGCUCUCAUGGCGUUUCUGUUUGAUUUGGCUGCUUUGGUUGAUCUCAUGUCCAUUGGGACAUUGCUUGCGUACUCUCUGGUGGCCGUGUGCGUUCUCAUCCUCAGAUAUCAGCCAGGCAACCUGAGCUCUUCCAGUCAGACUGAGAAACUGGUGGAGCUGGUCGGUGGGGAGAAGGUGGCCGUAUGUGGAGAUAGUGGAGAUGAAUAUGGCAUAGACCUGGAUGACAAUCCCCGCAAAGAGAAAUUCUCCCCAAAACUCCUCCUGGUUCCUUCCAAGGACUCGCCAACUGAAAUGUCAGGAACUAUUGUCUACGGCACAACCGCUAUUAUCUCUGUGCUGAUCACUGUGCUGUGCGUGGUUUUGGCUCUGCGUCUGGAAGCCAUCGUGAAUCUGGAGAUCGUGUGGGUGAUGGCGUGUGUCAUUCUGGUCCUGCUGUGCAUCCUGUGUGUCAUUGUGAUCUGUAGGCAGCCUGAGAGCAAGGAAGCUCUCACCUUCAAGGUGCCUCUGUUGCCCUGGCUGCCUCUGUUCAGUAUCUUUGUCAACAUCUAUCUCAUGAUGCAGCUGGAUGUGGCCACCUGGUGCCGCUUCACCGUGUGGAUGGGUAUCGGUUUCGCAAUCUACUUCGGCUACGGCAUCCGGAACAGCACCGAAGCCAUGAACAGCUCCCUCCGAAAAUACGAGCCGGCCCUUCAGAACAAAAGCCCCAUAUACCUAGGCGGUGAGGAGAGUGAGGUGGAGGGCAUUUCUCCUUGAUAGAGAUGGAACGACAGGCAUGUUGCCCUACGCAUUUUCAUUGAAGUUACAGAUUUAUUGUGAAAACGUGGAUCAUUUAUUGUAGAAACUGCCCCAAACAUCACAAUUGCUAAAGGAUUCUUUAAAGAACCCUAAGUGUUUUCUGUUAGAGGUUGUUGUGCAGCUUUGGCCAUCCAGUACUGUAAAUGCUGGUUUGAAUGUCCUGCUGUAAUUGCUAGUACUGUAAUGGCCAUAUUGUCUGGCAGACAAUGAACUGACUGUAUACAGGGUAUUUUAUUUUCGGGAUUGAGCUCCAAGCGCGUUGUUUGUGCACCUUUGAGUCCAAAAUGGUCUCCUUCCACCUCCUGGUUUUCCAGAAUGAGGUUGUGAAGUACAACAGGGACCCCUAGUGUCCAGAAUUUGAAAAUGGCAAUACCGUUGGACAGUAUUUGUGGUCAUUGGUUACUGUUAGACAGAAUAAUUGAAGAAGUGAAACUGAAAAAAAAAAAAACUGACUGAAAGCUUUUAGACAUUUUUAGCAGUAAUAAAAUCCCAUGAGUUUGAGAGUUGUCCAAAGAGUGUAUGGAUAGAAAAAUGGUUGAAGUAUGACAGUGUGAUAUUAGCACUGCUGUAUGUUUGAAUAUUGUUAUUGGCUAAUGUGGUAUAAAAUGCUAGUAUUUUAAAGUGUGUGUGUGUGUGUGUGUGUGUGAGAGAGAGAGAGAUUUGAAUGGAAUAUAUAAGGUUGCGCUAGAAUCUGUUCCGUUUUACAAAAUACUAAAUUAUUUUUUGGAAAAAACUGUUUUAUAUGGACAUGUAUAGUUUACCCAUCCAACUCCUUAAACUUGAUGAUUUUACUUUGGCAUACUGUAUAACAGUAUUUCUAGACAACGUUUAUGGAAGGUUGCCUUAGUAACUAUUGUUUCUGCCAAAACUACUUGCACUACCGUUCAAAAAAAAUUUUUUUUUUUUUUAAAUUUAAUAAUCUUAUUCUGGAAGGAUGCCUUAAAUUUAAAAGUGACAGUAAAGACAUGUAUAAUAUUUAAAAAUAUAUUUUUAUUCCAAAUAAUUGCCAUCAAAGAAUCUUGAAAAGAAAAUUAGAAAAAAAGUAUUAAAAUAUUAAAAGGCUGCAUUUUAAAAUAGAAAAUGGUUAUUUAGAGUUAAAAUAUUAUUUCAUAAUUUUACUGUUUUAUUUUAAUUUUUUUUACGAAUAAAUGUAGCCUUGAUGAUCAUAAGAGUCUUCUAUCAAAAGCGUUUACUUUUGAACAGUAGAGUAUCUACAGUUAUCUGUACCAACUGGUAAUUUGAUAGUACUUGAAAGAUUCUGAAAGCUACUUCUAUUGUUUGAAGGAAAUACCCAUAAUAAUCUUUCAUUUUUAACAGUGUUAACUGUAGUCUUUGAGCAGAAACUAUGGUUACUGUGCUGACUUACUGUAAUAACUAACUCACAGGUCGAGGGUAACACCUAAACUUGCCUGAAGACUGAAGACCUAAAGAAACAGGCUUUCAAUGGCCUUUCUUUCAUAUCUGAAGGUGUUGAACUUGAGGAAAAAAGUGUCACUAUUUUUGACAAGAAUGUUUUUUUUUUUUGUUCUUGUUGUUUUUUAGUUUUCUAUUGAAACUUGUUCUUGGCAGCUUGGCUGUUGAGCUCAUGUACAUUUUUCUAUUUCGUUGUUUAUUGUAGAGAAUCUGUAAUGUAGUGGAAUACUAGUUUACUGUUGUUCAAUCAAACUUAUCUUGUGUUCUCAUCAUACCUUUUUGAUAUUUUAUGGUAAGAAUAUUUAAGCCCUUCAGGAUGCUGAAAUUCAGCUCCUAUUCAGCGGGGGGGGGGUUCAGAUAAUCGGAGAGCGACAGUUUGUCUGUGCGACAGAAUAGAGUAGAAGUUGUUUAAAACCACUAUUAUUUUUAAACCCAUUUUGUCUUUAUUAUAUUAACAUUAUGACUUCAUUAGAAACAUAUUUUGUAUAGCUUUCUCUAUUAUAUUUGUGUUUCACAAUCAGCUAAAAAUGGUUUUGUUUACGUUCCAGAAAUGUAAAGCUUAGCAUGUAAACGUGUCUGAUGACGCAUUGUUGUCCGAUCCCAGGCAUUACAAAGUUUUGAUUCAGUCUGGAGAUGUAUGUCUCCUGUAGAUCAGUGCCUGAUGUUUCAAAUGUACCUCAAAGAUGGUUGGUAGAUUUCAAUACAUACCAAGUCACAUGCCUUUGAGAUACACUUGUAGUGUUACAUGUGUUUAUCAGUAUAUAAAUAUAUUGUCUUUGGGUUUUUUUAAACUGUAAAUAUUCAUGCAAUGUACAAAGAAAAUGAGCUGUAUUAUAAAAAUUCAUGUUUUUCUUCCUUUUUUUUUUAAAUAAAAUGUUUCGCAA
Onychostoma macrolepis is the source of this 4458-nucleotide messenger RNA. It is a transcript of the gene slc7a3a, whose product is annotated as solute carrier family 7 member 3a. Lineage: Eukaryota; Metazoa; Chordata; Actinopteri; Cypriniformes; Cyprinidae. Gene Ontology annotation, cellular component: plasma membrane. Gene Ontology annotation, molecular function: amino acid transmembrane transporter activity. The transcript has 12 exons. Bases 185 to 2119 code for a protein of 644 amino acids. Gene Ontology annotation, biological process: amino acid transport; transmembrane transport. The record is from RefSeq and is a predicted model, not a curated record.